GUCGGCAACAUGACGCGGAGGUUGACCCGCCUCUCCGAGGAAACGCCGCAGGGAGCAGGGCAGUCGCCGGCGAUCAUUCACACCGAUGACGAAGACUUGGUGAGCCUGACGGAACUGAAGCACCUGGUCGACUCCUUGGACGGCAUCCGCAGCGGGACGGUCGAUUUCUCGCUGCUGGUGGCUUCCACGCUGCCGCCAGAGGUGUUCAGAGACGAGACGCGCGUCGCGGAGAUCUUCGACCAGUUCGACUUCAAGAGGCAAGGCAGGAUCGGGCCGAGGGAGCUGCAGACCUACAUGGCUCCCGCCGUUGAGAGGACGGACAACAGACUCAGGUUCUACGUAGACAUGAUAGCAGAGUUCGACCUGAACAAGGACGGCGUCCUGGACAGGGAGGACAUUCGGGUCUAA
This is a messenger RNA of Prorocentrum cordatum, 408 nucleotides long. Lineage: Eukaryota; Dinophyceae; Prorocentrales; Prorocentraceae. The record is from the annotation of a GenBank genome assembly.